This is a messenger RNA of Arabidopsis lyrata subsp. lyrata, 843 nucleotides long. Its product is annotated as ribonuclease 3-like protein 1. The coding region runs from base 126 to 701 and encodes 191 amino acids. NCBI's taxonomy places the organism in Eukaryota, Viridiplantae, Streptophyta, Magnoliopsida, Brassicales, Brassicaceae. The record is from RefSeq and is a predicted model, not a curated record. The transcript is spliced from 4 exons.
UACAUUUCUGAAAAGAGGAAACCUGAACUACUCCUCUGGAAGCGUAAAGGAAUCGGAAGAGGGUAGCUGAAGCUAAACGUCCAAUAAAGCAAAAGAAAAAAAAUACUUGAAAUUUCAAUUCAACGAUGUAUCUUCCUCCUCUAGAGUCUUCACCAAAUCCCACCUCUUCCUCCUCUGUGAGAUGCGAAAAGAGGAUGAUGCUACAGAGAUGCGAAAGUGGGUUUAAGUUAAGGAAGCUGAAUGAUGCUGUUGAAGAAGACAUUGUCACGCAGAUGGAAUCAAACAUCACACAUGAGAACACUCUUGUUUCCGAACCAGAAGCAACUUUGGGGCCUCAAACAACUGAGCCCACAACUGAAGAAGAGACUCAAAGAUCGUCAGCCAAAUCACAGUUGUAUAAGUUCUGUAGUGUGAGGCAUUGGAAAGCACCAGUGUAUGAAUGUAUCGCUGAGGGUCCUUGCCAUAUGAUAUUAUUUACAGUCAAAGCUACGGUUGAAAUGAAGGAGGAUUCUCGGAUAACGGUUUUGGAGUGUUUUGGGGAUCCGCAGCACAAGAAGAAGAUCGCAGCUGAGCAAGCAGCAGAAGCAGCGCUUUGGUAUCUUAAGAAUGUGGGUCAUACCCUUCAAACAGAGAAAGCUUCUGGUCAUAAAGGGCAGAUCAAACCGAUAUCGAAGAUGAUGGGAACAGGUGAACCCGUGUAAUGAUCUUUGCCAGUUAGAAUCUGUUAAUGAACCCGAAUUAGCAUAAACUCUCUCGUGUAACAGAUGAGACUAUGUUGAUGUGUAUCUUUAAACAUCAGUUGUUAGUUGUUAGUUGUGAGUAUGGUUAUCAUUACUCUCUUUG